CGCUACCUUGUCUAACAAUAAAAUAAAUAUCGAUACUAUCUGAAUACAUAUUAAUUUUACCUGCAGUUAAUAAAAAUUGUAUGUUAAUACAACAUAUAAUAUAUCUAAUUGUCAUAUUUGUAUACAACUGUCACUUAAAAGAAAGAUUGAAUAUUUUUGCCACGAAACACUCAAUAUAAAAAAUGGCCGAAUCAACGACUGGUACAAGCAUUGAAGGUGCUGCUGCUCCGGAAGCUUCACAUUCUAAUGCUGAAGUUAUUAGAGGGCAGAUUUUUGAAGUGGCGCCGAGAUAUACUAAAUUAGCAUAUAUAGGUGAAGGAGCUUACGGCAUGGUUGUGUCUGCCGAUGAUACAUUAACUAAUCAAAGAGUUGCAAUUAAAAAGAUUUCACCUUUUGAGCACCAGACAUAUUGCCAACGAACUCUUAGAGAAAUAACAAUUUUGACUCGAUUUAAACACGAAAACAUUAUUGAUAUACGAGACAUUUUGAGAGUAGACAGUAUUGAACAAAUGAGGGAUGUUUAUAUAGUGCAGUGUUUAAUGGAGACUGAUUUAUAUAAACUAUUAAAAACACAGAGGCUAAGCAAUGAUCACAUCUGCUACUUCCUAUACCAGAUAUUACGCGGAUUAAAGUAUAUACACUCGGCAAACGUAUUGCAUCGGGACUUGAAGCCUAGCAAUCUUUUACUAAAUAAGACUUGCGAUUUAAAAAUUUGCGACUUUGGAUUGGCCCGAAUUGCAGAUCCUGAACACGACCACACAGGAUUUUUAACCGAAUACGUGGCCACUCGAUGGUAUCGGGCUCCUGAAAUUAUGCUUAACUCAAAAGGAUACACUAAGUCCAUUGAUAUUUGGUCUGUUGGAUGCAUUUUAGCCGAAAUGCUAAGUAAUCGACCAAUAUUUCCUGGAAAACAUUACCUGGAUCAACUUAACCACAUUCUUGGCGUGUUGGGUUCUCCAUCGCGCGAAGAUUUGGAAUGCAUUAUAAAUGAAAAGGCGCGCAAUUAUUUAGAAUCAUUACCAUUUAAGCCUAAUGUACCAUGGUCCAGGCUUUUUCCAAAUGCUGAUGCACUGGCCUUAGAUUUGCUGGGAAAAAUGUUAACGUUCAACCCGCACAAAAGAAUUCCAGUAGAAGAAGCACUCGCACAUCCUUAUUUGGAGCAGUAUUAUGAUCCUGGAGAUGAGCCUGUUGCUGAAGUACCCUUCCGUAUUAAUAUGGAAAAUGAUGAUAUAUCUCGAGAUGCCUUGAAAUCGUUAAUUUUCGAAGAGACGUUAAAAUUUAAGGAACGACAACCGGAAAAGACCCUCUAAAAAUUGCAAUUAUCAAUAAAAGAUCACUCCAUUUCAUAUUUGAUUAAGUCUAAUAGUAAAACUAAAACAUAUUUGUGAUUUAAUUAUUAUACCCACCAUCGUCGUAUUAUUUUAUCUGGAUUAUAAUUUCUUUGUAUUAUAUAAGUGAAUUAUUAUUUCUCGUUAGACAGUGAAAUGAAGUUGUAUUUUUAUUUUUGUUUAAGGUUCAGGUAAUAAACUUGAAAUUUAUGGUUUUGGGUUCUGCCUGUAAUUAUUAUUAACAAAAAAUUAUUUAUUAAUUUGAAUAUUAUAUUUGUAUAACUGUGUAGAGCAUUAAACAUUUUGCCAUAAUUUUCCCAUUAUUUACCCAUAACGAAUAGAAUUAUUCACAUUAUAAUUGACAUAUUUCAUAACGAUUCAAGUUUAAAUAAUGUUUUACAGCUGUAUCGUUAUCUUUUAGUCUUUCAGUUUAAAUGUUUAAUAUUGAGAACAAGUUUAAAAACGCGUAAUAGCGAAUGACUAUUGAUACUGGCGAGUUAUAUAAUGAUCCACACCAUAAUAUAAUUUGAUGACACUUUGUAAUCUUAAUAACACUGGCGGACAAAAUCGAAUCUUUUUACUCCUCCCAUAAUUUUACUUGCUUCAUAACUUUAGGUAUUUUCUGAACUCGAGAGCAAAGAAAAAAAACCUAAAAGAAAAAAUUGUACAAAUUUUACCAUACAUAUAUUGAAUUAUAGGGGCAUGCCUAGUACAUAAAAUUUGUAUACUCUUGCAAAGAGUAUUAUAAUUUUUUUUUCAAAGUGGGCAAUGCAAUGAAGGAGACGUCUCUGACCCUAUAAUGUGUAUAUAUUCUUGAUCAACAUCACCUUCUGACUCGAUAUGAGCAUGUCCUUCUAUCCAUUUUUACGCUUACUUAACUGAAAGGGUACAUAAACUUGGGCUUCGCCGGAGCCAAAGGUUUUCUUUUUUAUUUAAUAAUCAAAAUGGCAUCCAUCAGUUACCAUAUAAUUGGAAGACUAAUAAAAAGUUUAAAUAUCCAG
Drosophila ananassae is the source of this 2329-nucleotide messenger RNA. It is a transcript of the gene rl, whose product is annotated as mitogen-activated protein kinase ERK-A. Gene Ontology annotation, biological process: protein phosphorylation; intracellular signal transduction. Lineage: Eukaryota; Metazoa; Arthropoda; Insecta; Diptera; Drosophilidae. Gene Ontology annotation, molecular function: ATP binding; MAP kinase activity. Gene Ontology annotation, cellular component: nucleus; cytoplasm. The record is from RefSeq and is a predicted model, not a curated record. The transcript has 8 exons. Bases 183 to 1310 code for a protein of 375 amino acids.